This is a messenger RNA of Nematolebias whitei (Rio pearlfish), 1063 nucleotides long. RefSeq names its product matrin-3. Gene Ontology annotation, cellular component: nucleus. NCBI's taxonomy places the organism in Eukaryota, Metazoa, Chordata, Actinopteri, Cyprinodontiformes, Rivulidae. Gene Ontology annotation, molecular function: zinc ion binding; nucleic acid binding. The record is from RefSeq and is a predicted model, not a curated record.
AGAAAAGUGAUGACUUUGUUACUGUGGAUGAGUUGGUGAUGACUGAAGAGGAGGAACCAGCAGCAGCCACAAGAGGCCAGCCCAAGAAGAGAAGCAGACAAGCUCCUGUGAGAAAAUCUGUUCGAGGACAAACGAUGAGCAAAGAAACCAAAAGAGAGGAAGAAGAACAUAAUGCUUCAGCCGAACUGUGCAUUGUGGGCGGAGACACGUCCGCUCCGUCAGGUGACGUCCAGCCGGAGAGUCCGAAGACGGAGGUGGAACCGUGGAGUAAAUCUGACGUCGUCGCUGCUUCCAGUGAACUGGAGCCGCAGCCUGAGCCUCCUGGUGGACAGAAACCACCAGAAUGUGAGGAGGAGAAGGAAGAGCGCAGCAAGGCUGAGGUCAAAGUUGAUAAACGGAAGCUGGAGUUUGUGGCUCCUGAAGCAAAGCGAUCUCGCUCCCAGUCUCCUGGUGUCUCUGCCGACUUCACUCUUCCUCCAUUUAACCCCAACAGUCCUCUGGGUCAGGAUUUUGUGGUCCCUAAAUCGGGAUUCUUCUGUAAUUUGUGCUCCGUUUUCUACUUGAACGAGAGCACCGCUAAAGAAUUUCACUGCAGCAGCCAGAGACACUACGACAACCUGCAGAAACAUUACCAGAAGCUCAGAAGGAAGACUUCCAGUUCGUUGAAGCCAAAUUCCCAAGGCACCGUUUCCAAAUGAUCGUGAACUGAAACAGAAAUGAGUAUUUUAUGAAACGUUAAACCACGGAGUUGGGGACAUGUUUGCGUAAAUGACGAUUUGUAUAAAAAAAACACGACUCGUAGUGUUCACAUUAUCUGUUAAUCAGAUCUCAUGUUUCAGCAUGCAUCAUUUCUUUUAUUCCUUCAGUUUUUGUGCCCUCUCUGAAUUUACUUGUGUGGUUGUGUUGCUCCAGUUGAGUCAUGGAAAGAGGUUUUUGGAUAUCAUGAGUUAAACAUGCAGUGAUAAAUAUUUUGCUUCAGGCUGAAGUCGAACCCAAAGCUAAAAAAACCCCCAGAAGUAACAGACUUGAUCAACUCCUGGGCGUUGGAGACAAAAAAAAAAAA